CACAGGGUCUGGGACGCGGAGGAAGCGAACGCUAGUUGUACAAGGUUCCCACCCCCACCGCCCCCUGCGAGUAUUAAACCGCACGAUUAUGCUUUCACACACUGCCACUUCAACCGUUCGUUCACGAGCUUUAACGUGAGAAACCGGGGCGGCGUCUUCUGUCGGCCACCUCUUUUGUUCCGCGUCGGGUGCGCGGCACCGAAUGCUCCUAUUUGCUUUCACUGUAACGCCCUGGUUUUCCAGGGCUCCCGCCCAAGACAAAGAUGAAGGGACUGUUCUUGUUGACAACAAGUGCAAAUGUGUCCGAGUUACUGCCAGGAGCAUCCCCUCUACAGAAGAUCCUAAUGAAGAAAUUUUGGAAAAAAACAUCCGGAUUAUUGUUCCUUUGGGCAGCAGGGAGAAUAUCUCAGACCCCAACUCACCAGUGAGAACCACAUUUGUGUACCAUAUGACUGACCUCUAUAAGAAAUGUGAUCCUGUAGAAGUGGAGCUGGACAAUCAGGUGGUCACUGCCACCCAGAGCAACGGUUGUGAUGAAGAUGAGACCUGUUAUACUUACGACAGAAACAAGUGCUACACUAACGUGGUCCCCCUGACCUACGGUGGGAAGACCUACAUGGUGCGAACGGCGCUGACCCCGGACUCCUGCUAUCCCGACUAGCUGAUGCCAUUGCCGACGGCCCAGCUCCUCAUGUAAGGCUCUCCAUUUCAGUCUAGAACGUUAAUAUAUGGAAUACCAAGGACGUCACGGUCAUGAACAUAUUUUCUGGAUAAUGUAAAACUGACUUAUCCCACCCCCCAGCAAAUAAUUGAUAUCAUAACAUUAUUGUUACAUUUAUUGGAUAAUUCCUUCUCAUUAGUAGGUCCAUACGAAGUGUUUAAAUUUCUGACUUCUCGAGCUUACCUGAAGGGGCACACCUCCUUAGGAAUGUAGUUCCUCAUAUAAAGAAAAAACAGACAAGUGAACGAGAGUAAAACACAAAGAGUACAAAGGAGACCUAAUGAGACUGUGCCUUUGUGUGGUGGAUGGGCUUUGACGUGGAGAGCCACUGCUUUCACACCCUUUCCCUCUGUUUAAAAAGUAUUCCUGUGCAGAGAAAGUUUAUGUAUCCUUUUAGGCAAAUAUUCUUUUCUUAGAAAAUCAAUAAUUAAGAAAGAUAUUUGAAACUAUUUGUAAAAAUAUUAAAAAUGGGAGCACAUGAUUAGGAAACUUAUUAUCAGAACAUGAUGUCACUAAAUGCAUGAUUGAACAUUAUAUUUUGGUAUAGCACAGUCUUGGAGCAGUUGCUACAAGUUUUUCAAUUUUUAAAGAUUUUAUUUUGAUAAUCAGGUUAGUAUAAGAGAAAUCAUCCAUCUUGUAACUGAAUCUAAAGAACUCUGUAUCCCAAAUAUAUAUUCUCUCCCAAAUAUAUAUUCUCUAGCACAGUUUGACCAAUUAAAUAGAUUUAUAAGCAUA
This is a messenger RNA of Echinops telfairi (small Madagascar hedgehog), 1456 nucleotides long. It is a transcript of the gene JCHAIN, whose product is annotated as joining chain of multimeric IgA and IgM. The record is from RefSeq and is a predicted model, not a curated record. Gene Ontology annotation, biological process: humoral immune response. Lineage: Eukaryota; Metazoa; Chordata; Mammalia; Afrosoricida; Tenrecidae. Gene Ontology annotation, cellular component: pentameric IgM immunoglobulin complex. The transcript is spliced from 4 exons. Gene Ontology annotation, molecular function: immunoglobulin receptor binding. The coding region runs from base 203 to 661 and encodes 152 amino acids.